UAAGAAAUAAAGCGCGUCGCGGCGGAUGAUUAUGCAAAUACAAGAAGCCCUCAUGACGAUUUAGCCUUCUUUCCUCUUAUUGAUUUCUAAAUAGAAAAAACGGUUAUAGUAGAUUAUUUGUUUGACACUAUAACCUACAGUAUAUUCGGCAUGGGAGUCCAGGAACUAAAGAGCUUCAUUGGGAAUAACACAGGCAUUUUACGAAAUUUAUCUUUUAGAGACAGUAAACUCAUAAUCGAUGGAUGUAACUUGUAUCACAACCUGUACUUAUACUUUAAACUGGACCAGAUACAUGGAGGAGAAUAUGAGGCCUUUGAAGAUUUGCUCACACAGUUUUUCACCAACCUCAGACACUGUGAUAUUCAGCCAUACGUUGUAAUCGAUGGUGGGGCCGACCACACUGACAAAGCACUUGAGACCCUCAAGGCACGAAAAAAGGACAAAAUUAAAAGGGCAAAUGAGCUUUUUAAAGGCCGGGAGGGGACAUGCUUCCCACUUCUUAUUAAAAAUGUGUUCAUACAAACUGUUCAUAAACUCAAGGUGCCAUUUGUUCAAUGCGUUGAAGAGGCUGAUUGGGAAAUCGCUGCUUUGGCUAACCAAUGGGAUUGUCCAGUUCUGUCCAAUAACAGAGAUUUCUAUAUAUUCAACAUCAAGAGAGGAAUCUUGCCUACUGGAAAAUUUUGGUGGAGAAAUGUAAAAGUAAACAGAGGUACAAACAAAAAAUACAUCCUAACCAAACAUUUUACGGUGGAAAGAUUAUGUGCAUCUUUCAACCACAUGAACAAGGAUCUUCUCGCGAUUUUUGCAUGCAUUUUAGGAAAUGAUUACAUGAAUCUUCAAAAAAUCAUUCAUCUCAGGUGGGAGGCGUAUUCGGUGAGAAGUGGGGACUUCUCCCAUAUUGAUGGUUUGCUCACCUGGCUAUCCAAAUUCCCUGGCCCAGAAGCAGCCAUAGAUGGUGUUCUCAAGCUAAUGACAGACAAUGAGGAGAAAGUUACUGUCCGUGAAGCCUUGUUUAAAGGCAUUAAAGAGUAUAAGCUCACCAAAGGUUCUCUUGCUCAAUACUUUCUUUCAAAAACACCAGCAACCUGUACAGGUCCACUGCGAGCCCUGCCUACGUGGACCUUAAAGCACCUGCAUGAAGGAAAGAUAGGCUCUUUCAUUGUUGAUAUACUGGCCUUGAAAAGGGUUAUGCUGAACCCUCAGGUUGAAGAUUUUCAGCAACCCAGUAGCAACGAAACCUCUCGUCCCAUACGACAAGUGGUUUACGGUUUAGUAUUGUUGGGGGAACUACAAACGGAGGACAAACUUGUGGCAGCUGCUAAAGCAUCUACUGGUACAGACAAGUGCUAUGUAACAGAGUACGACAGACAGGGAUUAACUCUAACCAGUUCAGAAGUUGAAGCUAUAGAGACUAAAGUAAAAGAAGGACUUCGACUGGAAACAUUAUGGAAGGAACCACACCCCUUGCGUCUUCAGAUCCUCUUGGAAACUUUGGAUGUGUCAUCUGUCAGAGGGAUCCCGCUUCACUUGCAGCUCCAGGUGUUUGCGACACGCUACUGGCUGGUAAAUGCAAAGCCUCAGCCGAACCUCCUGCAUCUUUGGGGUCUCCUACUGGGAAUGGUCUACGGACGGCUAAACACCCUGGCCAGGACACAAAUAGACAGACAGUUAAAGCGGAAAGGUCGAGGAAAAAUUUAUUUGGAUCAUGAGGUGGCUUAUCUGUACAGCCAAUGGCAGUCCUGUCUGCGGUGGAGUCUCUGUCUCAAUCAGUUACUGUGUCGUCCACUUCCUGAACCAGAGUGUGCACGGUUAUACUUUGGAACGCUGGUUCAUCAGGCAGUUCGAGAAUUUGAAAGAGGCAUCACACCAGAGUCUCUGCUGGCGACGUGCUCCAAAGCCGAGAAGCUAUUCGGACAGUUGAGAAAUGCGGUUCUGAGUUUGUUGGAUGAAGAUGUUGUCAGCAGAAUCAGUACCGGUCACAUGAGCAAAGCUUUCGACAAAACGCAGAGCGACAAAUGCAUGAAUCAGUCUGAAGAUGAACUGAGCAGUUGCUUUGAACAUCUGAUGAAUGAAGAUAAUGAUGACUACGAUGAAGUCACUGGAAAAAAGAGGAAGGGUAAAGAUCACAAGACAAACACACUUGAAUGUUCCACUAUUCGUACCAGACACAAGGCCAAAGCACGCAAUGCUAAGCAUCCCUCGAAGAAAUCUGAAAGGAGAUGCUUUGAUUAAAUAUGUUCGAUUUUCAAAUAUAUUUAAAUAACACUUGUGCUCAGGGUUGUAGGGACAAUUGAAAUGUGGGAUGGGGGAACUUACCGAAAAUGAAUACUCGUAUAGUUACACUUUCAAAUGUUGAAAGGCUUUGCAUCAGUGGCGGCUUGUGACUGCUCAUCUGAGGGGCGCUAAUUCAGUGUUUGGAGUGUCAUGUGUGCUGCUCGCGUUUAUUUGUUUGUUACGUCAUGUGAACCAUGUGCAUCACGUGUUUUGUCAAAAUAAGUGCCUGCUGCACACUCAUCAAAACCGUUUAUGAUUAAAGAGACGCUCACAUUCACAAAAUACACGCAAGACACUCCCUUAACAGUAAACUCUGAUUACGCAUGAGAUUAUACGAGUAUCUGGCAAACGUGAGCAUCUCUUUUAUCAUAAACCCUUUAGACGUGUCUGCAGCAGUGACUUAUUUUGAAAAAAGGAGUCACACACACGACGGGCUACAUACAUGUUGUGGUGAACUCUGCAUCGGGUGCCCUCAAUAAAAGAAGUCAACGGCCGCCACUGCUUUGCAUGUGUGUUAAAAUACACAUUUAUUAAAAAAAUGGCAAUACACAAAAUACUAGCAGUAUGAGAAAAUCACUUACCUUGUGUUAAUUUCUGCGACACAGAAAUACAAGUUCAUUCACUGAGCUUUUACAAUAGGUUUAGAUUUAACAAUCGUUGUGUGUUUAAUUUUAUUAAAACAAAAAAUACAGUGUGA
Molecule: messenger RNA, 2971 nt
Organism: Paramisgurnus dabryanus
Lineage: Eukaryota; Metazoa; Chordata; Actinopteri; Cypriniformes; Cobitidae
Product: single-strand DNA endonuclease ASTE1-like
Source: RefSeq, a predicted model, not a curated record